UUCUCAUUUUAUAUAUUUUUUGUAUUCUUCCUCUUGUAUAAGAAUUGCAUCCCAGUUGUAGCGCAAGAUUUCUGCAGGAAAUCUCUCUCUACAACUUCGGGGGCUCGGGUUUUAUUCAACGACACCCGCCGAUUCGACUUUGACUCGGUCCCCCAACCCGCGACGCCAGUCUCCCUCCUUCGGCGGCGAGGUACCCGCCGUAAUUUGACUUCCGGCCGUUUGCUUCUGCUGCUACUUCGUUGAGCUACAAUGGGCUCCGUUGCGCAGGGUUUUACCAAGUCUCUGGCCAUGACUAUUCUGUCCGAGAUCGGCGACAAGACCUUCAUCGCCGCCGCGAUAUUGGCAAUGCGUCAUCCAAGGAGGCUUGUUUUGGCAGGAUGCCUGGGUGCAUUGAUCGUCAUGACUAUGCUUUCUGCUGUUGUCGGUUGGGCUGCUCCAAAUCUGCUCUCUCGUACAUGGACACAUCAUAUCACGACAGUAUUGUUUUUUGGCUUUGGACUUUGGUCCUUGUGGGAUGGAUUUAAAGGAGACGGGGAUGCUGAUGAAUUGGCUGAAGUUGAAGCAGAAUUGGAUGCUGACUGGAAAUCUGGUUCUGGAACGAACAAGGAAGAUAGCAAGAAUGGUGAUGAGUCGAAAAAGAAAAGGCGGCCAUUUAUGGCACAGUUCUUUUCACCAAUUUUAUUGAAGGUAAGAGGUCUAUUUUCCUACAUUUUUUGUCUGAAACCUUGGAAGCUCACCUGGUUUCUUCCGUGCUUGCUGUUUCAGGCAUUCUCCAUUACAUUCUUUGGUGAAUGGGGUGACAAGAGUCAGCUAGCUACUAUUGGUUUGGCUGCUGAUGAGAACCCUUUUGGUGUUGUUCUUGGCGGGAUUCUAGGACAAGCAUUGUGUACAACUGCUGCUGUUGUAGGAGGGAAGAGCUUGGCAUCACAGAUAUCCGAGAGAAUGGUUGCCCUCUCAGGUGGAAUUCUAUUCAUUGUUUUUGGCAUCCAAUCCUUUCUUUCCGAUGUCAACUAAAAGAAGCUUUGUAAACUAUACUAACGGGAUAGGAAAGGUGGUUCCUCUAGUCUCAGAAACCACAGUCAUGCAUGAAAGAAGUCUGCUAUUAAUUUAGCGCUCAGCCAAGUUCCAGAGCGCUACUCUGUCUUGUAACGGAAGAAAGGUCUGUCGGAACGACGAAUAUACCAGGCCAUAUUUCUAGCUUCGGAGAAUGUUUUGGCGGGACUACUGUGGCUGAGCAGAUGACUAACAUGCCUUUACUUGAGGACUUGAAUCAGAACAUUUUCCUUUUGCCACUGUAGACGGAUAUUUGUGGUGCUGUCUAUGUAGUUUUAUUUGUCACCUCCAACAAUUCCAUGGGGGGUAUCAGUCUAUCAGAUACUCCGAUCUUCCUUGACCUCACUCUCAAUAGACAAGUCUGUAUUAUUGAACAAUGAACAUAGACAAAAUUGGAUUAAACUUUAUGAAGGACUUCUUUUCCAGAAUGUAUCUUUUUUCUCUGGCAAAACUACUACCACAGUUGUUAAAUACUAGGAUUCAUGUCCAUGAAUAGGGUAGAAGUUCCUUCAUUCAAAAGGACAAACCAUUCGCCACCACUUUUGCAUCUAACUCAUUGGAAGUUACAAGUAUUGACACCACAUAUUCUUAUCCUUUUCCAGUCUUUUUUUCAUAUAUAUACACACUAUCAGAUAGAACUAACAUAGACACCAAAGAGAAGCAACCUCAAGAGAAAUAUCAUCAUUCUGGCCUGGCUGCCUCAUUCAACAUCCACCGCUCGCAGGUUCAAUUGAACUCAACAGCCCGUUUCCUCUCAGCUGCGUGCAAUGGUCCUCCGCGUCAGCUUGAGCGCAAAUAAUCACCACAGCUAGGCCAUUGUAGUGUGCCUCUUGCAUUAUGUUCACCGCAUUGUCCACUGUCAUCCCGGGUAUAACUUUCAUCAAAACUUGGACCACGUAUUCCCGUUUGUUGAAGUUGUCAUUGUGCAACAUCACGCGAUAAGGGGGUGACAUUUUCCUCGAUUUCCUGGACCUCAAGUCAAACUCAGAGUCACGGCCAGGAGUGGUUUUCUCAAUCACUGGUCUGUCAAGUACGCCUCCCCCUUUACCUGGCGCUGCUGCUGAUACUGCCAUGAGAAUUCCACGGACGCUACAUCUUCCUCGACAUAGAGAGUGUUUAUCCCCUGAAGAUACAUUAGCAAACAUCAGUAAAGGUCAAACAACAUAGGGUACCCAAUAAAUAUCCAUGCAUUACAAUAUGAGUCUAGUCUCCUCUGUCGACUGUCGCAACUUGCAAGAUAUGACCUCUGUUCAAAGGAGGCAGAACAAUUAAAACCUAGCAAUCGAGAAACACAUCCCAUAGAUAACUAGUCUUAGCUUGUGGCCAAGAAUCAAUAACAUAGACGAAUAACUAUAUGCUGAAAAAAGAAAUGCAGUAUUGCAUGGAGACCUGUAAACUACCCAAAUAUGCAAUUUACAAGUUUACAAAUCUGAUGAAUUGGAAAGUGAUAAACAAGAAACCAAAGAAACAAUGUAGUACCUUCCAAAAGCAGUAAUAGUAAAGUUAAAUCUAAAAAAGGGAACUCCUACAAGUCAUCCAUGAACCAUGAUGGUUCUGCAUCAUGCUACGACAUGUGCCAUUGUGUAAAAAUGCAUGUGCGAGAGCAAUGAACACUAGAGUCAGGCAGGCUGUAAUUAAAUUCAUUCAACUGCCAGUAUCUAAUGGCCUAAGCUAAAGCAAGCAUAUUACAAUACCUGUUAGCAGAUAGUUUUCAGGGCAACCUAAGCUCUAAGAGAUCCUACCCAUCCACAAAACUCCAUGGUGGUUCCCACCAAUUCCACCAACAAAGCAAACAGUAAAACAAAAACCAGCUACUGUUUAUAGACAACUUCGUAUACAACCAAUUCUCCAAUGCCGGACGAAUCCUAAAAGCCGACUGUCAUGGUGUUGUUCGACCAGUUGCUCUAAGAAACAACAUGCAUGCAGCGAUACCAGAGUCCUCAAUUACUAAUAAGUCAGUCAGCCCUCAACAAACUGAACUACAGCGUUGAACUAUCAAUUCUGGUUUCAUACUUUCAUCUACCAGGCAGAACUAAUAGAGAGCUUUUAUUCUACUAAUCACCAUUCCAGGAAAACAAAAGAAACCCAAUUGAAGACUCAAAAUACUGAAAAUAAACCACCCAAA
This is a messenger RNA of Linum tenue, 3178 nucleotides long. Lineage: Eukaryota; Viridiplantae; Streptophyta; Magnoliopsida; Malpighiales; Linaceae. The record is from the annotation of a GenBank genome assembly.